UCAGUUUCUCCGAAUUCCUCAACUUUCCCUCUCCAUCUCCAGAAAAAUUUUCAUAUUGGUCUUCUUGAACUCUCUUCAAUUCAACAACCCAUGUCUUAGAAUCGAUUAACAUGCUCUAGUUGACUCUGUGAAAUUCUUGGUUGUUCCUUUUUGUCAUUAAAUUAUAUGGCUUGCAAGUUUGGUUUUGCUUCAAUUUCUUGCGCUCUCACUUCACUUUCUUCUCCUGUACAUUCCCGGUUGGUAAUUAGAGAAUUAUACAGAAUUGGUUGUAGACAUUCUUUUUAUUUGCCCAAAUAGACAUUCUUGAUUAAGAUCAUAUAUUCAUAAUAUACAUGCCCUUUCUUUUAACUAAGGAGCUAGAGUACCUAGAUAUACGUGGAACAUGGUAUAAUAUUGUUGCAUUAGCAUACACUAGAAUAGCAAAACUUCUGGCUUAUUUUAAUGUUGAGGGGUUGGAAGAAGGUGAGGAGACUAUUAAAAGUUUCCAUGCUGUUUGUGAAGCUACUUUUAAAAGUUUUAGUUGGAUUAUUCAUAAGUGUACAUUCUUGAAUAAAGGUCAUGUUAAUUUUGAAUUUAGGGAGUAAAUACAUGUGACAUAGUAUGCAUUGGCCAGGUGAUUUGGUGCCAGAUUCAACCUUCUUUGCCCUUGGUCUUCCCCUCAUUUAGUUUUUUCUCCCAUUUCUUCUGUUGCAAGUCUCCUCAUAGAUAUUUCAAUGUUAUGGGAAGGUCAGAUGCUCCUUUUUGUUCUUCUUCGGAAUUUGAACUUAUUAAGGAGAUCAUGUAGCAGGCAGCAAUAUGGUGCUGAGCAGCUUAGAAAUGCUAAAGUUACAUCAUGCCACUUGUUACAUGGAGUCUUAAAAACAUUCCCAGAGAGAUUUAGUGUGCUGUGUGCUACUUUCAAGGAACAACAAUAUGUUGAGCUUGAACCUGAUGCUUUGGAGCAGUCAAGUAACCAUUCUGGUUCUGAAGAUAUCACUUCAGCUGGUCAUUUUGAGGGAGCUGAUGGGAAGUCUGGUUUUAUAUCAUUUUAUAAUCAUCCAUACAGAAGAGAUGAUGAAGCCAUUUCUAAUGUUCAAAAGAAUCAAAGCAGCUUGCUAUGGUUCCUUGGUCCUACUGUCCUUGUUUCAUCUUUCAUUCUUCCAUCACUUUAUUUACGUAGAUUACUGUCCACCAUAUUUGAGGACUCUUUGCUGGCUGAUUUUCUCAUAUUGUUCUUUACAGAAGCCCUUUUCUAUUCUGGUGCUGCCAUUUUUCUUUUAAUAAUUGAUCGUCUAUGGAGGCCAGUUGAGCCUGAUAUUGCUGCUGAUUCCUUGGCUCCUCAAUUGGGGCAACGAAUCUCUUCUGUUGCUACCCUAGUUCUUAGUCUUAUAAUUCCUAUGGUUACAAUGGGUUUGGUCUGGCCCUGGACUGGUCCUGCUGCAUCUGCUACUCUAGCUCCUUACCUAGUUGGUAUUGUUGUCCAGUUUGCAUUUGAGCAGUAUGCAAGAUAUCGCAAGUCACCCUCAUGGCCUUCCAUCCCAAUAAUCUUUCAAGUUUACAGAUUGCACCAACUGAACAGAGCAGCGCAGCUAGUGACAGCCCUGUCAUUCUCAGUCAGAGGUGCAGAAAUGACGUCACAUAACUUGGCAAUUAACAGCUCUUUGGGAACACUUCUGAAUGUUCUUCAGCUUCUUGGGAUCAUUUGUAUUUGGUCACUUUCAAGCUUCCUCAUGAGAUUUCUUCCUUCCACCUUAAGGACUACAUAGUGACGCAUGGAUUUCGUAUUACCCUUGACAAAAUCUUGAUUACAUGUUAUCAGUUGGUUUCAUUUCAGGUAAUUUAACAAGGUCUUCUUGAAACAAUUUUCGGUUUUGCUGUGUCAGGAAUUCCUAGACUAUUAAAAGGAUUGUUGCAGGAUUAUAAGGAUGCUGGGGAUAACAGAUGCAGUUACAGGGCCUAAUCUGACCCUACAAUCAGAAUGGUGUACACUACAGCAUGCGCUUGUUAACUUAUUCAGAACAUGCAUUGCAGUUUGUAUGUUGUUCUUUUUGUGUUAUAGAUGGUUCAUAUCUGGCAACAAUCCGAGUGUAGAUUGCCAGACUGCUGAGAUAUAGCAUCAUUGCCUGUAUAUCAUCUUAUCCUUGGUUUUAGUUAACAGUUUAAUGAAAUUCUUCUUCUACAUAAAUCCAACUUGCUGUUUCCUGGAUGGAAUUCGACAGACAUUGCUUUAU
Messenger RNA from Rubroshorea leprosula, 2210 nucleotides. The record is from the annotation of a GenBank genome assembly. Lineage: Eukaryota; Viridiplantae; Streptophyta; Magnoliopsida; Malvales; Dipterocarpaceae.